CCGUCCUGUUCGCAGUUUGCAAAUAAACGCGCACGUGGCCACGCUCCGCAUUCAGCCUGUUGUCGCGCGCGGACAGCGGCUUCUCUCCGAGCUCGCCAUUACACCGGCCAAGGCGACAGUCUGUCUCGCUUUCUCUUUUUUCCUUUUUUUUUUUUUUUUUUUGGCCAGCAAGCCGCGGUUUCUUUGUGCGUCGUGUCGCUUGCUUUGGGCUUGUAUUUGUAACGAGUCGAGUGUGUACCUCAGGUCAGACGCGUUCAGACAGAACAGUACUUACUAACUAAGACUUAGUACGUGUUAAAAUGUCCGGCCAGCGCGAGCAGACGAAGAGCUGCCCGAUCCCGACCCGUGUGCUGCACCUGAAGGACUGGGCGCAGCUACCUGAUUGUUACAGCCAAACCCCCGGAGGGACGCUCUUCUCCACGACGCCCGGCGGAACACGAAUUAUCUAUGACAGAAAGUUCCUGCUGGAGUGCCGGAAUUCGCCCAUUGCUCGUACACCCCCCUGUUGCCUUCCCCAGAUACCUGGGGUCACAGUGCCCUUGCUGCACCCUGUGGGCAAACUUCAGGAACUCAAAGAAGAGCUGGAGGAGGAAGUCAAGGAUCUGCCAGCUGAAGAUAACCAGUUUGAGAUGGACAUCUGAACUCUUCCUUCCUCCUAUGGAGAAAUCUGUUGAGGGUCCUUCCCUGGAUCUACUGAUUUUUUUUUCUUUUUUUUUUUUUUCUUUCCUCUCCUUCCUUCUCCCCAAAGCACUAAAAGAGAAAGGAAAACACAAAACAACCAGGGUUUUUAUCCCUGAAAUUAAAGGCAGCCAUUUCUGUUUAUUAAAAAAGUUCACUGUUGAGUGUAAAGGCAGCCAUUUAUGUUGAAAUUGAGAACAAAGUGCUUUUUUUGAGGAAGGCUGGGGUCACCGAGGCUCUCGGCAAGCUGUAGGAGGAGCAACUGGUUUGUAGCUGCCAGACUGCAGUUAAGUUUUUCUUUUCUCCCUUUUGUAUUUUUGGUACUUUUUUUUAAAUGCUAAAUAAAUGUAUGACACUAUACAUUUAGCAGCAAGGGUGAUUGUUGACAGCAGCAAGUUAUUUUUGGUUUUUAACGCUAGUCUUCCAUGUUAGCGCUGCCUUUUGCGGCCCAAGGCUGUCUGUCUGCAGUGUGGGAGCAAUUGUCAGCACUCCACUGUACUUCACUGUAUGGCUGUGGAGGGAAGACCCAAACUGUAUAAAAAAAAAAAAAUAAAUUUAAAAAAACUAAAA
This is a messenger RNA of Scleropages formosus (Asian bonytongue), 1248 nucleotides long. RefSeq names its product eukaryotic translation initiation factor 4E binding protein 3, like (gene eif4ebp3l). Gene Ontology annotation, biological process: negative regulation of translational initiation. The record is from RefSeq and is a predicted model, not a curated record. The transcript has 3 exons. Bases 300 to 641 code for a protein of 113 amino acids. Gene Ontology annotation, molecular function: eukaryotic initiation factor 4E binding. Gene Ontology annotation, cellular component: cytoplasm. NCBI's taxonomy places the organism in Eukaryota, Metazoa, Chordata, Actinopteri, Osteoglossiformes, Osteoglossidae.